Mya arenaria is the source of this 2463-nucleotide messenger RNA. Its product is annotated as thymidine kinase 2, mitochondrial-like. The record is from RefSeq and is a predicted model, not a curated record. The transcript has 10 exons. Gene Ontology annotation, molecular function: ATP binding; deoxynucleoside kinase activity. Gene Ontology annotation, biological process: nucleobase-containing compound metabolic process. Lineage: Eukaryota; Metazoa; Mollusca; Bivalvia; Myida; Myidae. Gene Ontology annotation, cellular component: mitochondrion; cytoplasm. The coding region runs from base 87 to 800 and encodes 237 amino acids.
AGCAAUUUUGCGGGAAAUACAAGCGCCUAUUUUCGAAGUAAACAAAGCAAUUUCCGCCUUAUUUCAGGAAAACAUCGGUUUUAACCAUGCUGAGCGUUAAAGGAUUGUCCUUAGAAAAUGUGCAGCCAACACCAAAGAGACAGCCUAGAGCUAAGAAACCGUUUACGGUAGCAGUCGAAGGCAACAUAGGCAGUGGAAAGUCUACAUGUCUGGAAUACUUCCACAAACAGAAGGAAGUUGAAGUCGUCCCGGAGCCAGUAUUCAAGUGGAAGGAUGUGAAAGGCUACAACACACUGGAGUUGAUGUACAAGGAUGCGUCCCGCUGGAGUCUUGCCUUCCAGUCGUAUGUACAGCUAACCAUGGCUGAGGUUCAUAGGAAGGAAACAACAUGCCCAGUGAAGAUGAUAGAGAGGUCGCUGUACAGUGCACGUUACUGCUUUGUAGAGAACCUCUAUAAAGGGGGUUUGAUGCCGGAAAUAGACUAUGCCAUCCUGUCAGAGUGGUAUGACUGGAUCCAGGAGAAUGAAGAUAUGCAUAUUGAUCUCAUAGUGUACCUGCAAGCCUCCUCUCCCACCUGCCAGUCACGAAUCAAGAAGAGAAAUCGACAUGAAGAGCAGGCUGUUCCUAUCGAAUACCUUGAUUCCUUGAAUUCUCUACACGAAGAUUGGCUGAUUAAGCAGAGCAAGUUUAAGACGCCCUGUCCUGUAUUGAUAAUCAAUACAGAUUGUGGUAUGGAUGACAUGUAUAGGAAGUUUGAAUUACACCGGGAUGAGAUUCUACAAAUAAACAAGGAAAACUGAUGAAUGUAAUUGAAUAGGAUCUUGAUACAUUUUGUUUGUGUUGAACACUGUGCUUAUAUUCACCUGUAUAUAAUAAAAUCAUUAUUUGUGUGGAUAAGACCAAUGUUGGUUGGUUGAUAAUAUUUCAUUGUUUAAGUAUACUCUAUUAUGUAUAUCCCCGUUUAUGAAUUUUACAAUCUUAAUGUAGUCCGUAAGUUGGGUCAUGUUUUAAGUGGGAUGAUUAUUUAUUUUUGUAUCCCAAUCACGCCAUCACAGGACUGCAAAAACAAUUUGACCGUUGUUAGACAUAUAUCCUAUAUGGUUUAAGUUUUCACAAACAAAGAUUUACUGCAACUAACAAUUUGCCAACUCCUGAGGGUCCCAGUAAUAUGCUUUAAAGGGACUAGACACCAGAGGAUACAAAUUUGCAAGAAGAAAAAAAAAAUUGUCAAAAACUUACAUAAAAUUGAUAUCGCUGUGUACAACACAUUGAAUUUUAAUGACUGAUAUAUCACCUCGCUUACAACAAAUGUAUCUUUCGAGGUUUUUGUGUAUUUUUCCAAAUCGAAAAUUUACUGGGUUUACCACGUAAAUCCCAGUUUAAAAAUAGGGUGGGUAAUUUAUCUGUAUUCUUAAACAGAUAUGAUUUCAACAGGAAAACACAGAUGAGACAGCAACAUGAUUGUUUCCUUUAUUCUUGUAAUCAUGUAAAAUGAUGUAUCCCAAAUUGACAAUUCUAGGCUUGUUUUGAGGAAAUUCUGUAUUUGCUGAUUUUUGAACAAUCUGGUGUCUGGUCCCUUCAUGGAUGAAGUAAUAUAUCAAACUAUUUUAAAUCAGUUUACUCUUCAACCAUUUAUGCUAUCUAUUGGAUUAUCUGACUGAUAUUUUAACUGUUGUGCAAUUACAGUGCAGGUGUAACUGGGAACAUAAAUGAAGGUCAAUGCUUGUGAACUUACAUAAAUAAUGUUUUGAAUGUGAAUACAUGUGAACAUACUUGUAUGUGAAUGCUUGUGAAUAUACAUGAAUUGUGAAUACAUGUGAACAUACAUGUAUAUGAACGCUUGUGAAUAUACAUGCAUAUGAAUGCGUGUGAACAUACGUGAAUGUGUGUGAACACACGUGAAUGCUUGCGAACAUACCUGAAUGUGAAUACUUGUUAAAGUAUUUUAGUACAUUAUUAAGAAGAAUGUUAAGCGCAAUGUCUUGAUUUAAAACUCAAAGAGAAUACUCCAACAUCAACCUCUAUCCAGAAGUAGUUCAGUUUAAGUUAAAUGCACUUUGCAUAGACACAAUGAGGUGUCAAGUCCUGAUCAGCUGAUGAAACCGAGACAUUUAUAGUGUCAGUACUUGUUUUACAUCUGUUUUAGAUCUGAUAAGAUAAAUGUAUUGUUAUAUAUUUAGGGUUUACUCUAGUUUCAAGUCAUGCUCUCAGAUGAUGUGUAAAGUCAUUAUGAUAAUAUCAUUCGUUCAUUUCGUAACUUCACAGGAUUUUAAAGAUAUCAUAAUUUUAACACUAUUGAUAUGUAUCAUGUCAUAUGCAUGUAUGAGCUUUUUAUUGACCCUGUUUUAAAUGAUGUUUUAACCAUGUCUCAAUUAUAGAUAUAAACUUAUAAUAUGUAUAUUUUACACCGACAUUUAAAUAACUCUUAUGGUGAUAGUUUUAUAUGUCAUUGAAAUAAAUUUG